GAGAUGUGUCUUUCUGUAGCUAUGGACAUUCGUUCAUUGGGAGAAAAUAUUAAGAAAGCGACGGUACAAGGGUUUUAUGAGAGAAAUAUUAAAAAGAAGAAUGAUUAUAUUAGUGAUCGAGUACAUAAAGAAACUGUUAGCAGUGAAAUAAGAGAAAGAAAUCGGGAAAGAAAGCUUAAACGCGAAUCAGUUAUCCAGGAUGGCUCUUCUGACUUAUUACAUAACAAAGAAACCGUUAACAUUGUUAACGAUCAAGAUCCGAAAUUAUCACAUGAUACAGAAACCGUUAACGAUCAAGAUUUGAGAUUGCCACGUGGGGAAGAAGUCAUUGUGAAUGUUAUAGAUGAGCAGGUCCAGAAAGGUAUUACAGAUUCUACUAUAGAUUCAAACUUAUCGCAUGAUACAAAAACCAUUAACAAUGUUAACGAUGAUUCAAAAUUGUCAUGUAAUACAGAAACCAUUAAUAAUAUCUCGCAGGAAUAUAAAAGUAUUACAAAUUCUACCGAAAAUUUAACUUUAGUAAAUGAAUUCGUACAAGGUUUAUUACAAGACUUUACCUCGCAUAAUAAUCAAUGUUGGGAAUCUAUAGAAAUAACCAGUCCCACAUCCAUACCAGAAAACCUUCAGAAGCUCGCAUAUUUAUUUUAUUAG
Acaulospora morrowiae is the source of this 651-nucleotide messenger RNA. NCBI's taxonomy places the organism in Eukaryota, Fungi, Glomeromycota, Glomeromycetes, Diversisporales, Acaulosporaceae. The record is from the annotation of a GenBank genome assembly.